UUGUGUUUCUUUAUAAGAAACGCCAUUUUCUUAAUCCCUUGUCUUUUUUCUGUCUCGUCUUUGUCCUUUCGAUUCUCUCUGUGAUUUCUCUUUGGGUCUUCAACAUGAGUGAGGUUCAUGAAGGUGACUCUGUAACCAUUGGAAAGCUCAAGCAAUUGCAAGCUCAGUUCGCCAAAGACAGGAAUUGGGAUCAAUAUCACAGCCCAAGAAACCUUCUCUUGGCUAUGGUGGGUGAAGUGGGAGAAUUGUCCGAGAUAUUUCAGUGGAAAGGUGAGGUUAAACGUGGACUUCCAGAGUUUAAAGAGGAAGAAAAAGUUCAUCUUGGAGAAGAGCUUUCUGACGUGUUGCUAUACCUUGUUCGUCUCUCUGACAUUUGUGGUGUUGAUCUUGGCAAAGCUGCCUUGAGAAAAGUCGAACUCAAUGCUAUUAAAUAUCCAGCAAAAGCUAACAAAGAAGUCACAAACAAGGAAGAUAAUAAUGGUACCGCUUGAGGGUGACACAUUGGAAGGAGUUAGUAUUAUGGUUUGUAUACUACUAUAUUGCAUUGAAACUGGUAUUAGAUACUUAUAAUUUUCUCACAGAUUUUUUUGAUGUUAUGUAUUUCCUUUUCAAAUGCAAGAAAAAUGACAUGAUUCAUCGAUCUUCUUUC
Vicia villosa (hairy vetch) is the source of this 649-nucleotide messenger RNA. RefSeq lists its product as uncharacterized. NCBI's taxonomy places the organism in Eukaryota, Viridiplantae, Streptophyta, Magnoliopsida, Fabales, Fabaceae. The transcript has 2 exons. Bases 105 to 491 code for a protein of 128 amino acids. Gene Ontology annotation, biological process: nucleoside triphosphate catabolic process. Gene Ontology annotation, molecular function: nucleoside triphosphate diphosphatase activity. The record is from RefSeq and is a predicted model, not a curated record.